Messenger RNA from Tetrahymena thermophila SB210, 690 nucleotides. Its product is annotated as MFS transporter. The record is from RefSeq and is a predicted model, not a curated record. Lineage: Eukaryota; Ciliophora; Oligohymenophorea; Hymenostomatida; Tetrahymenidae. The transcript has 4 exons.
AUGAGAUUCAUAAAAUUUAAACUGAAACAAAAAAAGGUUGUCGACACUGGGACUUCCCAAGCGGUCCCCCACCUUAGUACUAACCCAGCCUUAAGGCGCUUAACUUCGGAGUUCGAAUGGGAUCCGGUGUUUUCACCUUAGUAUGGCCGACAACAAAAUUAAUAAAAUAAAUGUUAUCGACACUGGGACUUCCCAAGCGGUCCCCCACCUUAGUACUAACCCAGCCUUAAGGCGCUUAACUUCGGAGUUCGAAUGGGAUCCGGUGUUUUCACCUUAGUAUGGCCGAUAACAAAAUUAUUGAUUUCAAAAGUUUUAUUAAAUAUUAGUUUAAGCUAAUUUAAAAAUAAUAAUACAAAAAAUUAAAAAUUAAAGAUAUAAAAUAAUUUAAUUUCAAACAACAAAAAAGGUUAUCGACACUGGGACUUCCCAAGCGGUCCCCCACCUUAGUACUAACCCAGCCUUAAGGCGCUUAACUUCGGAGUUCGAAUGGGAUCCGGUGUUUUCACCUUAGUAUGGCCGAUAACAAAAUUAAUAAUUAAAAAGAAAUAAUAACAAAAAAAGGUUAUCGACACUGGGACUUCCCAAGCGGUCCCCCACCUUAGUACUAACCCAGCCUUAAGGCGCUUAACUUCGGAGUUCGAAUGGGAUCCGGUGUUUUCACCUUAGUAUGGCCGAUAACAAAAUUAUUGA